AUGAAAUCGGAAAAACGGGUCGAAUGUCCCAAAGAAGGGCCCGUCUACGCAGCUACACGAGGUGGAAAUGUCGAAGAUUUACGAGAUAUGGCUCGUAUGGGUAAAAGCCAGGAGUUACAGCGAAAUUUCAAAUUGGUCACCAUGUUUGGCUUCUCUGCCAUUCUCAUGUGCUCGUGGGAGUCCCUCUUGAGCAGCUUGAGCAUCGUCUUGACGAACGGUGGAACCGCUGGCCUGAUUUGGACUUGGGCGAUUGUGUGGUUGGGUUUUACGGCUGUAUACCUUUCCAUGGCAGAGAUGGGUUCGAUGGCUCCUACUACGGGAGGCCAAUAUCACUGGGUGAGUGAAUUCAGCCCGAGAAACUAUCAGCAGAUUCUGAGUUAUGUUGUGGGCUGGCUCGGAGUCCUCGGCUGGCAAGCCCUUCAAGCAUCCAUCGGAUUCCAAGCCGGCACCAUCAUGCAAGGCCUCCUAGUUCUCAACUAUCCAGACACAUACGUCUUCGAGCGCUGGCACGGAACACUCCUCGUAAUCGCAGUUCUCAUCUUCGGGGCAUUGUUCAACAUUUUCCUCGCGACGAGACUACAUUUAGUCGAAGGCUCGAUUCUGAUUGUUCAUGUCUACGGCUUCUUCUGUGUGUUGGUUCCUCUCUGGAUUCUUUCACCGCGAUCGACUUCGGAAUUCGCUUGGACGGCGUUUAAAGAUCCUGGAUGGGGAAAUGCGGGUUUAUCGGCUUUGAUUGGGAUGCAAGCUUGUGUUGUGCCGUUGCUGGGGGCGGAUGCUUCUGUGCAUAUGAGUGAGGAGCUUAAGGAUGCUUCUUAUACUCUUCCGCGCUCUAUGAUGUGGGCGACGUUUGUUAAUGGAGCUAUGGGGAUGAUUACUGCUAUUACGGUCGCUUAUUGUAUUGGCGAUCUUACUGAAGUGCUCUCCUCACCUACUGGUUUUCCGUUCAUCCAGAUGUUCUACAACGCGACCCGUUCUUUGGCAGCCACCAAUGCCAUGUCCGGAAUCAUCAUCUUCAUGGACGCAUUUAGUGCUGUCACAAUCAUGGCCUCGGCGUCACGUCAGAUGUAUGCAUUCGCGCGUGAUCAAGGCACGCCAUACUCGGACUGGUUAUCUCGCGUUGAUCCAAAACUGGAUGUGCCGAGAAAUGCAGUGGUGGCAUCGACCGUGAUUUCCUGUCUACUCUCAUUGAUCAACGUGGGAAGUACCGUUGCAUUCAACAGUUUAGUAUCUCUCACGAACGGAGUACUGAUGGUAUCCUACUCCAUUUGCAUUGGAUGUUUUGUGUGGAGGAGAAUCUCCAACAAGCCUUUGCUUCCUUCACGCUUCAAUUUGGGGAAAUGGGGAUUACCGAUCAAUUUGUUUUCUCUCGCUUUUCUCGCGGUGGUGUUUGUGAUGGCAUUUUUCCCACCGGCACCAUUUCCUUCGCUACAGACGAUGAACUGGUCUUCGUUAGUCUUCACCACUGUCGCUAUCUGGGGCAUCGUGUUCUAUUUCGUCUGGGCGCGUUUCAGAUAUGUCGGGCCUGUUGAAUAUGUAAGAAAAUUGGACUAG
Messenger RNA from Sphaerulina musiva SO2202, 1551 nucleotides. RefSeq names its product amino acid transporter. Gene Ontology annotation, molecular function: transmembrane transporter activity. Bases 1 to 1551 code for a protein of 516 amino acids. Gene Ontology annotation, biological process: transmembrane transport. Lineage: Eukaryota; Fungi; Ascomycota; Dothideomycetes; Mycosphaerellales; Mycosphaerellaceae. The record is from RefSeq and is a predicted model, not a curated record. The transcript has 10 exons. Gene Ontology annotation, cellular component: membrane.